AUGGAAGGUCGUAAUGCUAAUACUAAAAGGAAAAAAGUUGAAGCGGAACGAGAGGGAGAGAGCAGCACAAAGAAACUGAAGGUCACCAUGGGGGUGGAGACCCUCGACUGUCCCAUCUGCUAUGAGCCCCUCAGGCCUCCGCUAUUCCAGUGCUCUGUAGGGCAUUGCAUAUGCUCAUCUUGCCGUGGGAAGCUGGACAAGAAAUGCCCUGUGUGCUCUAUCAAAACUUCCUUCAAGCGCUGCUUUGCGAUGGAACAUGUCGUCCAAGAAGCCAAAGUUGCUUGCUCCAAUGAAAAGUAUGGGUGUGCCGAGGGGGUCAUCUACUACCAGAAAGAAGAACACAAGAAGGCAUGCCUAAAUGCCCCAUGCUCCUGCGUGGAGUCCGGUUGUGGCUUCGCUGGACCAACAAAGGUGCUCCUAGACCAUUUCAUCAUCCAGCACAAGUGUAUGUCUACAAUCCUCCCAGACUCCGGCACGGUGUCACUUCGCUUACAGCCGGGGUUACAUGUUUUGCGAUGCACCGAGACCAGCUACUUUUUCUUGCUCAACAUGUCAUCAGAGCCUCUUGGAUAUGCCAUCUCAGUCACCUGCGUACAACCAAACGUUACGGAACCCAAGUUCAAAUGUAAUAUGGAAUAUGACUGCAUAAUGACCGGCUGCCGUGAAAGUAUAAAUUGCCACGUAAGAAGCUCUUCACUCUCUGAUGGGCUACCGAUAGUGUACGACUUAAUAAUUCCCAAGGGAAAGAUUUCUGAUGAUCCAAAUGGUAUCAUGCUCGAAGCCACCAUUCUCAGCAGAUCAUGUCUUCGAGGAAAGGCCCCAGCCAAUUAA
This is a messenger RNA of Triticum dicoccoides, 831 nucleotides long. RefSeq names its product putative E3 ubiquitin-protein ligase SINA-like 6. The record is from RefSeq and is a predicted model, not a curated record. The transcript is spliced from 3 exons. Gene Ontology annotation, cellular component: cytoplasm. Bases 1 to 831 code for a protein of 276 amino acids. Gene Ontology annotation, molecular function: ubiquitin protein ligase activity; zinc ion binding. Lineage: Eukaryota; Viridiplantae; Streptophyta; Magnoliopsida; Poales; Poaceae.